Molecule: messenger RNA, 11922 nt
Organism: Aspergillus wentii DTO 134E9
Lineage: Eukaryota; Fungi; Ascomycota; Eurotiomycetes; Eurotiales; Aspergillaceae
Exons: 10
Coding region: 1-11922 (3973 amino acids)
Biological process (GO): secondary metabolite biosynthetic process; fatty acid biosynthetic process
Molecular function (GO): 3-oxoacyl-[acyl-carrier-protein] synthase activity; phosphopantetheine binding; fatty acid synthase activity
Source: RefSeq, a predicted model, not a curated record
AUGGCUUUCACCAACGAGCCCAUUGCCAUUGUUGGCAGCGCCUGCCGGUUCCCCGGAGGUUGCAACACACCUUCCAAGCUCUGGGAGAUGUUGAAGCAGAAGAGAGACGUGCUGCAGCGAAUCCCCAAAGACCGCUACAGCACAGAUGCUUUCUACCAUCCAGAGCCAACCCACCAUGGCACCUCCAAUGCACAAUAUUCAUACCUGCUCGACGACCACCCAGCCGAGUUUGAUGCCAACUUCUUCAACAUCCCACCCAAAGAAGCGGAAUGCAUUGAUCCGCAGCAGAGGCUGCUGAUGGAGACCGUCUAUGAUGGUAUCUCCUCCGCCGGUCUACCAAUGGAGAAGAUGCGCGGGUCCGACACCGCCGUCUAUGUCGGUCAGAUGUGCGAUGACUGGAUCAGCAUCAUCCAGAGCCAGGCCGAUGAAGUCCCUCCAUACACCGCCACCGGUUCGUCCAGAAGUAUCAUGGCCAACCGGGUCUCAUACUUUUUUGACUGGCAUGGCCCGUGCAUGAACCUCGAUACGGCAUGCUCGUCCAGCUUGGUGGCGGUCCAUGAGGCCACUCAGACCCUGCGUAAUGGUCACUCCACGGUCGCUGUUGCUGCCGGUGCUAACCUGUUGAUUCAUCCUGCUGGAUAUAUUUCCGAGAGUAACCUCCGGAUGUUGUCCUCAUCCGGUCGAUGUCGUAUGUGGGACUCCUCUGGCGAUGGAUAUGGCCGUGGUGAGGGUAUUGCCUGUGUAGUUCUCAAAACCCUAAGCCAGGCCCAGCGAGACGGUGACCACAUUGAAUGUAUCAUUCGAGAGACCGGUGUCAACCAGGAUGGAAGGACAUCCGGUAUCACCAUGCCCAGCAACAUUGCUCAGGCACAGCUCAUUCGAGAUACCUACCGUCGGGCUGGGCUGGACGUGCACAGUCCACUGGACCAGCCGCAGUUUUUCCACGCCCAUGGCACAGGAACCAAAGCUGGAGACCCUCAAGAGGCAACGGCCAUUUACCGGGCCUUCUUCACCGAGGACACCGAGCCGGAGCAGAAGCUUUUGGUCGGUUCUAUCAAGACGCACAUCGGACAUACCGAGGGUACGGCGGGAAUGGCCAGUGUCAUCGGUACCUCGCUUGCCCUGCAGAAUGCCGCGGUUCCCCCCAACAUGCACUUCAAUGAUCUGAACGAGGCUAUCAUCCCGUUCUACGGCGCGUUCGAGGUUCCCACCUCGCUCAAGGAGUGGCCGGCGUUGAAGCCUGGUCAGGUCCGCCGAGCGAGUGUCAAUAGUUUCGGAUUUGGUGGAACAAAUGCCCACGCCAUUAUGGAGGCCUACAUUCCGCCAGAGAAAGCGCUGCCGGAGCCCUCUCAAUCAUCGACUUUGUACACGCCCCUGAUCUUUUCAGCCAGCUCCGUGACAUCUCUCCGGGCGAUGAUCGCCAAUCAGCUCGACUAUCUCGCCGAAAACCCCGAAACAAGCAUUCGAGAUCUAGCAUGGACACUGCAACAUCACCGAUCAACGUUGGCUUACAGGAAGGCCAUUACCGGCUCUAAUUACGACACCAUUAUCGAGAGAAUGGAGGCUGUUGUAUCUGCAGAUGAUUCCGAGUUCAACAGUCGAUCCACGCAAGCCUCUGAGCCUCGAAUCCUGGCUGUUUUUACAGGCCAGGGUGCUCAGUGGCCGCGGAUGGGUGCCCGCCUGCUCGAAUCGUCCAGCUUUGUGCGCAGUAGAGUCGCUUUCUUAGACGAGUGCUUGGCUACUCUCCCUGAAGCCGAAAGACCGGAUUGGACGCUUCGCGACCAGAUCCUGGCCGCCGGGGAAUCGUCUAGGGUCACCGAAGCGGCUAUCUCUCAACCUCUUUGCACUGCUGUCCAAGUCGUGCUUGUUGAUCUCCUUCAUGCAGCGGGUAUUAAACUCCACUCUGUCGUGGGACACUCCUCAGGUGAAAUUGGCGCGGCAUAUGCAUCUGGCCUACUAUCUCCUCGCGAUGCCAUCCGGGUGGCAUAUCUCCGUGGUGUCUAUGCUAAGCUCGCAGCCUCCCCGAACGGGGCUAAGGGUAGUAUGGCCGCCAUUGGUGCAUCAGCAGAAGAAGCGCAGGAGCUCUGUAAUCACGAGGACAUCAAGGGCCGGAUCUCCAUCGCUGCUCUGAACUCGGGAUCCAGCGUUACGCUGUCCGGAGAUGAGGAUGCCAUUCAAAAGGCGGUGGAUUUUUAUGCUGGCCAAGGCAAAUUUGCCCGUCGCCUGCGUGUGGAUACAGCCUAUCACUCUGCUCACAUGCAGCCUUGCGCUGAUCCUUAUCUUGAGGCUAUGGAGCGCUGCGGUAUUGCUGUGCAACAGCCCUCUGGCGACAGACCGACUUGGUUCUCUAGUGUUUAUCGUGAUACUGUCAUGGGUGCUAGCAACCUUACCCCUGAGUACUGGGUUCACAACAUGGUGCAGACUGUUCUUUUCUCGCCAGCUGUCAUCACUGCUGCCAAAAAAGCAGAGUCAUUCGAUAUCGGCAUUGAAGUAGGCCCUCACCCCGCGCUGAAGGGGCCUGCCUUGGAUUCCAUGGGCGAGCUCGACAUGCAGAUACCGUAUACUGGACUGCUGGCUCGUGGAAAGAAUGAUGUGGAUGAGCUUUCGAUCGCUAUGGGGUUCCUCUGGACCCAGCUUGGCUCGGGUGUAGUCAACUUUGACGGACUGGAGCGUGCCUUGAACGAAGAUGAGAAGCCCAAAACCCUCCUUGUGGACCUCCCCACCUACCCAUUUGAUCAUCAAAAGCGUUACUGGACGGAGAGUCGCACAUGGAGAUCUAUCAGAUCUUCAGAUGCACGUCCCCAUCCAUUAUUGGGAUCGGCUGUCGCGACCACGACGAACUCGAAUAACGCGCAGUGGAAGAAUAUCCUCAAGCCAGCAGAGAUCCCGUGGAUACAGGGCCAUCGACUGCAGGGCCAGCUUAUCCUGCCAGCGACUGCAUACAUCGUUAUGGCUUUGGAAGCAAUCAAGGCAGUAGCUGGAGAUGCUGCCAUGGCGCUGUUCCGAAUGACAGACUUAGUGUUGAAACGCGCUAUUGUAUUCAAUGAUGACAACGCCAGCAUUGAAUCCGUUUUUAGCUUGCAUAUUCUCGAGUCCAGCGAGUCUCGCAUCAUCGCCAACUUUGCCGUUCACUCUGGGUCCCAGGGAGAUUUGUCCUUGAGGGUCAACGUUGAAGGCCGGAUCGAAGUAGAACUGGGCCAGUCAUUCCCUGAGCGACUACCAUUGAUCGAGCAUGAUAAGUACUACAACGUGAAUGCGCAAGACCCUGGGAUGUUCUACACCGAACUCCAAAAGAUUGGCUAUCAAUACUCGCCGCCUUUCCAGGGAAUCACCAGUAUCAACCGACGUCUGAACUUUGCUCAUGGCACUUUGAUCGAUCAGUCAGGCGAGACCUGGGAGGACAAGCUGAUAUUACAUCCGGGUAUGCUAGACACAGCCUUGCAGACCAUCUUCGCUGCAUACGCCGCCCCUAAAGAUGGACGACUUUGGUCGACGCAUGUGCCCACCAGGAUUGCCUCGAUCGAAUUCAACCCCCAUUUUAUCUUCAACCAGACUUCCAAGCCGGAAAACAUUCCAUGGGAGAGUAGCAUGUUUGAUGAGGUGUCCAGCGGAAUUGAGGGCUCUUUCCAUCUUCUUACUGAGGACCGGAAGCAUACGUUCUUGCAAGCCGAGGGCGUUGCUGUGUCACCUUUCAGCCCUGCGCAACCACAGGAUGACCUCCAUCUUCUGAGUCAUUUUAGAUGGCUUCCAGCUAGCCCCAACGGCGCAGAUUUGGAGCAUGGCAAGGCUGCUGGUGCUUUGAAUACAUCGGUGACCCAAGAUGUGGAACGGAUUGCUUUAUACUAUCUGCGCCAAUUGGGUAACAUGAAUGCCGAGGACCGAAGCAAUGCGCUGCCGCAUCAUAAGCAGCUACUAAGGUGGGCAGACUCCGUUAUUGACCAAGUAUCAGCAGGUACGCAUCCUUCCGUGGCCAAAGAAUGGCUAUCCGACACGGAACAACAGGUCAAAAAACUGGCAAGCAGGCACCAAGACUCCGUGGAAGCAAGAUUGGUGGAGGAAAUUGGCUCAAAGCUUUCGCUUGUCAUCCGGGAACAGGGCGUUCUGACCGACUACAUCGACGUAAAUGAGGAAGCGCCUACAAUCAAACUGGCAAAUGAGCGUCUGGCCAGUUUGGUUAAGCAGAUCACCCACCGCUACGCGCGCAUGCAGAUUCUUGAGAUUGGAGCUGGAACCGGUGAUGUGACCAAUGCCGUCGUUCCGUCGUUGGGAACCGCAUUCUCCUCUUAUACCUUCACUGAUGUCUCCGAUGACCUAUUCAAUGAGGCUGAGUUCCGCUUCCAACAGUACGAGGAUCGCAUGGUCUUCAAGACAUUGGACAUUCAACAGGAACCUACUGGUCAGGGCUUUGUCGCCGGCAAAUACGAUUUGGUUCUGGUAGCCAACAAGCUCCAGACGGCCGAUAAUCAAGAACAGGUUCUGUCUAAUGUUCGUCAGCUGUUGAAGCCCGGUGGAUACCUCAUCAGUGCCAAUCCGGCAACCGAUAACCUGCUGCGUCUCGGCCUUAUCAUGAGCGAUUGUCCGGAAUGGUGGACUGGUGCCGACUCGGGUAGAUUGACCUUGGACAACUGGGGGAGCCUUCUGCGGGAAUGCAAGUUUUCUGGCAUCGAUACAUCCACUCCGGUCAACGAUGCGCUCCACGACAUUCCCGUAUGGGCUGCCCAAGCGGUGGAUGAACGCGUGGAGCUGUUGCGGAACCCACUGGCUGCAUCAGAAGAGUUCCCGGAGGAGAUGCCUCCUUUGGUCGUUAUCGGAGGAAAGUCACUGGCUAGCUUCCAGCUGGUGGACGAGGUUGCUGCCAUCCUGUCGACCAAGUUCCCUGAUGUGACUCGCCUUCCCUCGGUUGAGGCCUUGAAUACCACUCCAAUCCCACCUGAAGCUACCGUGCUGAGUCUCACCGAGCUAGAUGGGCCAAUAAUGAAGUCGUGGACUGCUGACAAGCUUGAGUGCAUGAAGGCGCUCUGGAAUCAAGCAGGCAAAGUCCUGUGGGUGACAAAGGGGGCUCGAUCCGAUGAACCGUACUCCAAUAUGAUGUCUGGUAUCUCCCGAGUCGUGAAAGCAGAAAAGCUCGAGCUCAACGUACAGGUGCUGGACAUCGAAGCUGUUGAUAAGAACACCGCGUACACGGUGUGUGAAACGUUGCUGAGACACCACUUCCUUCUCGCCUGGUCGCCAGACAACUCAACCGAGAAGCUUUUGUGGACUUAUGAAGAUGAAAUGGCCGUCAGGGGCCAACAGAAAGUUAUCUCCCGUAUUUAUUCCAGUGAGCUAGAGAAUUUGCGGGCCAACUCUGCCCGUCGGUCCAUUGUGCACGAGGUCAACCCAUCAACUGCUGCUAUACGGCUGGCUGUCUCGGGCGAAUCCUUCGAGCUGGAAGAGAUCUCGUCCUUGAGCGUUGCCCCUGAGCUACCAACUAUCCGGGUGCGUCAAUCCGUGCUGCAGUUCCUCAAGCUGGACUCGGCUGGGUCUUUCAUGCUCUGCAUUGGCACCAAACAGGAUGGUUCCGAGGCCACCGUUCUGGCUGUGACCCAGACUGCUGAAUCCCUCGCCCCCAUUCAGCCCGAGUGGGCAAUUGAAAUCCCCUCAUCGAUCGAGUUUGGCCGUUUGGCUCUGAUGACCAUGGCCGCUCGCAUCGUCACCCAGCAGAUCCUGGCGGUGGUCCCUCCCAAGGGCUCCCUGGUGGUGCACGAGCCGGAUCAUGUGCUCCGGACUGCCCUGGCCGAUGCUGCCGAAAAGAGCCGCGUCGAUGUGUGUUUUACCACGUGCCAGUCUGGCCGUGGCGAGGACUGGACUUAUCUGCAUCGUGCGCUUCCCGCCCGCCUGGUUAAGGAGAAGAUCCCCAGUGAGCCCUCUGUUUUCAUCAACCUCGAGGCUUCGAAUGGACCGGGUGCCCGCAUCGCCGAGGCCAUUGCCAGCUGUGUGCCUCCGUAUGGCGUGAAGGCUGACGCAGCCACCUUCUUUACCAACAAGUUGUACGCCCGCGCGGGAGUAGAGCCUGAUGUCCUCGGCAACCUUCUUCAGGAUGCUUGGAAGUGUGCAUCCUCGGCCAGUUUGGCUCUCCAACCGACAAAUUCCAUUCCAUUGGGCGAAGUCUCGUCUCACAACCCGGUAGGAGAAGCUGUGCAACUGGUGGACUGGGAUAUCUCCGUGGUACCAGUUCAUCUCAGGCAAAUCGAUAAUGACCAGAUUUUCCGUCGUGAUCGAACAUAUCUGAUGAUUGGUCUUGCCGGAGAGGUUGGCCAGUCUCUCUGCCACUGGAUGGCCCGAAAGGGUGCCGGUUUCAUUGUCCUGGCUAGUCGUAACCCCAAGAUUGAUCCCGCUUUCAUUCGCGCCGUCGACGAUGUCGGUGCAACUGUUCGACCGCUCUCAUUGGACAUCACCAGUCGAGAUUCUCUUCAACGCUUCCUCCGCGAGAUAAAGCGCAGCAUGCCUCCCAUUGCCGGUGUGGCCAACGGUGCCAUGAUCAUGGAGGACGUGCAGUUUGACAAUUUGGAGUUUGAGGCCAUGACACGAUCCAUGAAACCCAAAGUGCUGGGAAGCAAGCUGUUGGAUGAGGCCUUCUAUGAUACUUCUCUGGAUUUCUUCAUCAUGUUCUCCUCCAUAUCGGCCGCAUUCGGUAACACCGGACAGAGCAGCUACGCCGCAGCCAACAUGUACAUGGCUGGCCUAGCCUUCCAGAGGCGUAAGCGCGGGGUGGUUGGCUCCGUUGUUGACUAUAGUGCCCUGAUGGGCCUGGGCUAUAUCAAUCGCUCCGAAGACAUCACGGCCGAAUAUUUCUUGUCGAUCGGUGUGACGCUAAACUCGGAAACAGACUUCCACUAUUGCUUUGCCGAGGCUAUCAAGGAGGGCCAGGCAGCGUGUCACGAUCGCGCAGAAGUAAUCACUGGAAUCAGUCCAUUGGUUCUGAGUGAUAUUACUCGAGACCGUUUCCGGCGUGAUAUUCGUUUCUCUCACGUCAAUUUGGAGCGCUCAAGCAGUCAAGCGGACUCGGGCUCCGGGGCCAAUGCAUCUGUUCGAAAUCAGCUGCAAGGAGCCGGGUCAGUAGAGCAGGUCGAGAAGAUAAUUCUUGAUGCCUUCAUCGCACGACUGAAACAACUCCUUCAAAUGUCUGCAGAACAGCCACUGGAUCCCAACAGCACUCUGGUCGAGCAAGGCAUUGAUUCCUUGGUUGCCAUCGACAUUCGCGGAUGGUUUGGUCGUGAGCUGGAGCUGGACAUGCCAGUCAUCAAAAUUCUCGGUGGCUCUUCCAUUGCUGAUCUAAUCAAGGAUAGUAUCCAGGACCUCCCGGAGACUGUCUUUGACCUUGAAAGCCUGUCUAGCAAUGGCCCAGCUGAGUCUGGGAAACUACCUGCCGCUGUCCCCGAGAAAAAGCCUGCUACGCCAGCCAAACCAGAGGUCCAACCUGUGAUCCCUAUCUCAGACAGCAGGGAAUCUUCUUCUUCCUCUUCCAGCUCAGACAGUGAGAGCACGAAGACGCCGUCGGACGACGGAUCCAGCGACACCGAACCUGAUGAGGUGACCACAUAUGAGCCUUUGAUCGAUGUGAAUCUGCGCCAAUCCAUCAUAGCAUCAGCCACCGAGACAACAGUACCCAUGUCCUUCGGUCAAGCCAGAUUCUGGGUCAUGCAACACGCGUUGCAAGAUCCUUCUGCCUUUAACAUGGGUCUCUGCUGGCGCAUUGACGGUUCAUUGAAUCUAGACAAGUUCAGAAAGGCCGUCUCAACUGUUGCUGACCGACAUGAAGGCAUGCGCACUCGCUUUUUCUGGGGUGGCGAGCACCAAGAUGUGCCCAUGCAAGGAAUCCUCUCGCAGUCGAUCAUCCAGGUUGAAGCCAAGAAGGUCGCCAACAAGGGAGAGGUGUAUCGCGAGUUGGAUGCUGUGCGACACUAUGUGUAUGAUCUCAACGACUGGCAGCUCGUGAGAAUACGGGUUCUCUCCUUGUCACCCACAGAGCACUAUACGAUCAUUGGAAACCAUCACAUCACAAUGGAUGGCUUGAGUGUUAGGAUCCUGAUUGAUGAGAUCAAUAAGGUCUAUCUAGGAGAGAGUCUUCCCCGACUUCCCAGGGAGUCACAAUACUCUCACUUUGCGCAGAAGCAGCGCCAGGACUACAGCAAAGGGCGCUUCCAGAAGCAUAUUGACUAUUACAGAACGAUCAUUCCAGACAACGAGCCACCGCUCGAGCUGUUCCCUUUCGCCAAGGUUCAGGCCAGAACCGAGCAGACCCAGUACCGGACUUAUCGAGCCGAUGUGCGUCUCCAGCCCAAGCAAGUUUCCCUGCUCAAGCAGGUCUCGCAAAAGAGCAAAUCGACCAGUUCCAACCUCUAUACUGCCCUCUUGGGUGUGCUUCUGUUCCGCUUGUUGCCCGACACAAAGCGAGUGAUGAUCGGACUUGUCGAUGCCAACCGCAGCGACCUUGCUCUGAGGCAAACCAUAGGCUGUUUGUUGAACACAUUACCCAUCCGGAUGGACCGGCCGGACAGCAGCACCAAGCUGGAUUCGUUGAUCCAGACGGUGCGCGAUACAGCCUACGGUGCUCUUGAACACUCGGCCGUUCCGUUUGAUGUCCUUCUCAACGAACUGAAGCUAGAUCGCUCUGCGAACGCACCACCUGUUUUUCAGGUGCUGAUGGACUACCGCAUUGGAAGCAAUGAGCGGGGUGCAUUUUUCAACGGGACAGGUUCCCGUGAGAAAUUCCACAACGCUGGAACUGGAUUCGACCUUCACUUAGACGUUGUCGAGAAUUACGAGGGUGAUGCCUUGGUCAGCUUGGAGGUGCAACAAAGUCUAUAUAGCCAGGAGCACGCAGAACUUCUCGUCAAUACUUAUGCGAACCUUCUUAAGCAGUUCACCACAGCCCCAGAGACCCCACUGGAGGCCGCUGAAUUGUGGGCACCAGAAGACAUCUCUAGGAGUAUACGACUCGCUACAGGCCCUGCGGCACCUAUGCAAUGGCCUCAGACUGUUGCCCACCGUAUUGACCAAAUGAUUCAACAAACUGGAAAGAAGACCGCCCUCAAGGAUGGCAGUGGCAAGAGCUUGACCUACAAGGAGAUGGGUCGCCGUAUUGACUCGAUCACCGAGGCCUUGCGCAAGGCGGGCGUUCCCAAGGGCGCUGUGGUUGGUGUGAUGCAAGAGCCCAGCGCUGACUGGAUCUGCUCGAUGCUGGCCAUCUUCCGUACUGGUGCUGUCUAUUUGCCACUCGACCUGCGCAACUCUAUCCACCGGACGAAGAGUGCUAUUCAAACCACCAAGCCAGUGGUCCUGCUCGUUGAUCACUCCACAGCCGGCGCCACUGACUCUCUUGAUGAUUUUAAUGAUAAGGUGAUCAACGUCUCUUCGGUGGCCACUGGCAUUAAUCCCAAACGUACGCCGAAUCUGGCCGUUGGGGACUCGUCCGCGGUAAUCCUUUUCACCAGUGGUUCCACCUCUGAGCCCAAGGGUAUUCUCAUCAACCAUGCAAACAUGAUCUCCCAGCUCGAGGCCUGUUCAAUGCAGUAUAACUUCUCCGACGCGAGGCCACUGGUCGCUCUCCAGCAAUCGGCCUAUUCCUUCGAUCUGUCGCUCAUCCAAACUUUCGACGCUCUGUGCAAUGGAGGAAGCCUCUUCGUGCUUCCUGCAGACAAGCGUGGAGAUCCCACUGAGAUCGCCAAAACAAUUCGGGAGGAGAAGAUCAGCUACACCAUGGCGACCCCAUCCGAGUACCAGAUGUGGCUCAGCUCCGCAGCAGAGCCACUUCAACAGUGCCCCAAUUGGACCCUUGCCGCUAUGGCAGGUGAGGGUGUCCCCCCGCGUCUCUUGCAAGAAUUCCUUGCCCUUGACUUGCAGUCUCUUCAGCUUCUCAACACCUACGGUCCAGCUGAAACAUCGCUUGGAUCUACCUGGCAGGGUCUGAUCGAGUAUCGCAAGCCUGACCUUGAGCUCCCUCUAGCUGCAGGAUAUGCUUCACCGAACGAGGCGAUGUAUAUUGUUGAUAAUGAACUUCAGCCUGUUCCGGUUGGUGUCCCUGGUGAAGUCCUGAUUGGUGGUGCUGGUGUCGCCCCUGGCUAUCUCAACAUGGACGCUGCGACGAAGGAAAAGUUCCUCCCAUCGCCAUUUUCCCAUCUGGAUAGCAACUUCACUGAGAACAAAUGGACUACCGUCUACCGCACUGGCGACUGUGGCUACCUGCGAAGCGAUGGCGCCCUCGUCCUAGUUGGCCGUAUGAAUGGCGACACUCAGGUCAAGAUUCGCGGCUUCCGAGUUGAGCUAGGAGAAAUUGAAAACGCCUUGCUCGAUACUGCUGGGGGUUCGUUGACCGCCGCCGUCGUGACCUUGAGAGAACAGGACGACGUCCAGUACCUGGCCGCCCACGUUGUGCUCUCUAACCAGAACUCACCUGCCAAUCCCCAAGAAUUCCUAAACAAUCUCCGGACGCGUCUGCCCGUGCCAGACUACAUGAUCCCUUCAGUCAUCGUGGCCCUUGAGAAACUACCAUUGAACGCUCACUCAAAGGCUGACCGAUCUGCAAUCCGCCAGCUGCCUAUCGACUUCCUCGCUGAAUCCAACUUCACGCCUUCAACUGACCGAGAAAUGACCCCAACUGAGACCUCUCUUGCAGAGGUUUGGCAACAGGUUCUUCCUGCCUCUGGCUCGCUGACACUUACCUCUGAGUCCAACUUCUUUCAAGUCGGUGGUACCUCUCUGCUAAUCGUGAAACUGCAAAAGGCGAUCAAGGAGAAUUACAAGGUCGCACUCCGAGUGAACGAACUCGUGACCGCAAAGAAGCUUGCUGAUAUGGCCCUAUUGAUCGAGAACAGAGAGGCUCCUACUCAGAUCGACUGGGAAGCCGAGACUGCUGUGCCCGAGCUCUGGGCCAACGAGUUUAGUGUGCCCGAUCUUAACCCACCCGCUGAGCAGGAUGGUCUACGGAUUCUGGUGACCGGUGCCACCGGGUUCAUUGGCCGACACACUCUUCCCAAUCUGAUUGAGUCACCCAAGGUGUCUCAGAUAUUCUGCCUUGUCCGUGCCGGAACUAACACGGAUGCUCUCAAAUCGUCAGACAAGGUGUCUAUUCUCACUGGUGAUCUCACCGCAGCCAAUCUCGGUCUGGACAGCGCCGAGUUCAAUCGUUUGACUGCAGAGACUGAUCUCAUCCUGCACUUCGGCGCCGUUCGCUCCUUCUGGGAUGACUAUGGCGCUCUGCGCAGUGCCAAUAUCAGUGCGGUGAAGGAUCUGGCUCGUCUUGCCCUUCCUCGUCGCAUUCCUUUCCACAUGAUGUCUUCCGGCGCCGCCGGAAUCUUCAACGACUCUACCGUCCGGGCUCUCUAUGAAACCGAUGCUACUCUCCCAGCUAGUGGCGCGCCGCCUCAGGAUGGCAGUGAUGGCUAUGUAGCCUCCAAAUGGGCAGCCGAGCGCUUUUUGACCAAUGUGUCCGAGCAGCUGCAACUGCCGGUUGUCUUGCACCGGUUUGGACCUGUGCCUGGUAUGGGACCUAAUACCGACAACGCAGAGCUGGAAUCCGACGAGAUGAUGAAUGAGAGUCUGGUCCUCUGUAACCGGUUGCAAGUCCGUCCCGCCGUUCACCUCCUGAAUGGCUGGCUGGAUCUCGUCCCAGCCAACCUUGUUGCCCGCGACAUCACCGCAGCCGUCUUUGACAAAACGAACGAUUCGAAGCUUAUCAAGCUAUCCCAUGCUGCAUCCACGCGCACUACCUGGUCCAGAUUCAGACAGGAGGUUGAGCAAAAUGCCGAAUUGAAGAGUCUCCCAGAAAUGUCGGCAUUGGCGUGGAUUGGCGAAGCCAAGAAGGUUGGAAUGAGCCAUGCCAUGACUUCUCAUCAUCUGGUUAUCCAGACUGAGACUGGCGAUCUGUUUACCAGACGGUGA